AUGCCCUUUAGAUUGAUGAAUGCGCUUUCAACAUUUCAAAGAAUGAUGGAUACAAUCCUUCCAGGAGUGUCGUUUGUGCGUGUACACCACGAUGAAGUUGUAGUGUUCUCCAAGAAUCUAGAAAAACAUCUUCGGCACCUGCAGCAAUUAUUGGAUGUGAUUGAUGAGGCUGGUCCUAAGCUUAAGUUGACGAAGUGUAACUUCGCCCAAGCGAAGAUCAAGUUGAUUGGUCAUAUUGUCGACAAGAGCGGGAUUGAUGUAGACCUGGGCAAGUUCGAAGAAAUCCGGAAUGCACCGAUCCCGACCACUACGACAGAACUUAAGAGUUUUCUCGGGUUAGCAAGCUACUACCGUCGCUUCAUUUACAAGUUUGCCGAUAUCGCUGCUAUACUCUUUGCGGCUACAUCCGGAAAUGCCCGAUUGAAAUGGACGGGAGAAAUUCCAGAAGCCUUUCAGGAACUACGUAUUAAGUUGACUUCCCCGCCCGUCUUGGCUUAUCCAGACUUCGAGAAGCCCUUCAUCGUUGAGACAGAUGCGUCCUCGGUCUCCGUCGGAGCUGUCUUGGCUCAAAAGACCAUCCAGUACGCAAGUCGUUCUAUGAAUACAUCUGAGCGCAAGUACUCCGCUUGUGAGCGUGAGUCGCUUGCGAUACUGAAGGGUUUCCAUGAAGACAUUGGGCAUUGGGACUUGAAGACUACUCGUCAAUUUGUCACAGAAAGGUACUGGUGGCCGACCGUUUAUAUGGACGUCAGAGACUACGUGAAGAGUGGUGACGGGUGUCAGAUGGCACGCCCGAUUCUCAAGUACAAAAAUACUUUGCGCUUUCCUAUUUCAAGCUUGUUUGAUGUUUUCUGUGUUGACUUUGGCGGCCCCUUCCCUGCCACCUCGUUCGGAAAACGCUUCUUGUUAGUUGCUGUCGAACAUCUGACAGGAUGGCCAAUUGCGAUAGCCACCGCUGAUAGUACUGCUCAAGUGGUUCUUGACUUCGUCAAGAGAGAAAUUAUGUACUCAUUUGGCCCCCCGCAGACCAUUGUCCCUGACAAUGUAACUAGCUUCACAGCCUCAGCCGUUUUAGCUUCAUGGCUCGGCACGGCAUCACGUGGCGCACAGUUCUCGCCUACGCUUCCAUGUCUAAUGGUAGAGCGGAGAGAAUGGUCGGAACGUUGA
This is a messenger RNA of Chondrus crispus (carragheen), 1167 nucleotides long. RefSeq lists its product as hypothetical. NCBI's taxonomy places the organism in Eukaryota, Rhodophyta, Florideophyceae, Gigartinales, Gigartinaceae. Gene Ontology annotation, biological process: DNA integration. The transcript is spliced from 2 exons. Bases 1 to 1167 code for a protein of 388 amino acids. The record is from RefSeq and is a predicted model, not a curated record. Gene Ontology annotation, molecular function: nucleic acid binding.